Messenger RNA from Linum trigynum, 1198 nucleotides. NCBI's taxonomy places the organism in Eukaryota, Viridiplantae, Streptophyta, Magnoliopsida, Malpighiales, Linaceae. The record is from the annotation of a GenBank genome assembly.
AUAUGCUUGUUGGGCAGAUGGAUUAUUGUAAAUCACGCAGGCUAAUGAAACAAAUCAUCAAUUGGCACACGAUGUACUAUAUCGUAGACGACGCUAGCUACGUACAAAAUCCGAACUGCCGUCAUAUCCUAAUUAUACCGCCGAAAACAAACCCAACCAAAGCUACGAAAAAGCUCCAACAACGCCGAGGAAUAUGCUGAGGCAAAGUCAUGGCUGGAUAUACAGACGGCGCUGAGGAACAUACUUUCCUGGUACUAUAAAAACCGAAACGAAUCCAAUCAAGAAACCAAAUUUGUUCAAACCAUAACAACAUGAAGAAGAACUCUGUGCACGAGUUUGGCACAUUAGUCGUGGUCGUGCUAGCUAUCAUCACCACCGCCGGAGGAGCAGACGGCGUUGAGGAACAUACUUCGUUGUCGUUGCCGGGGCCAUACUGCAUCAUCGAGCGGGCUUCCGAUGACUACGAGGCACACAAAGCGCACGUGCUCGACGAGCUGGCCAACGUGACGCCGACGAUUCCAGGAUACAGCUACUCCACCACGUUUCCUCCGCCCGGUUCCGCGGCCGCUCAUGACGUCGUCCACGGCGCCGCCGAUUGCAUUCCGGGCGUCGGAGUUUCGGAAUGCGUUGGAUGUCUGAUCGGGGCUAAGCUUUCGCUGGGCAGCCAGAUCUGUGCUUACGACCUUUACGGGGUGGUGAAGCUUCCUCUCUGCAGCAUGAACUUCGUCCCCGUGGCAGCUGUUUAGUGGCUGGCUGGCUAGCUCCUGUUUUGUUAUGGGCAUGCAUGGAACCUGAAAUUGUGUACCUAACUCUAUAAUAAUGAAUAAUAGCGAGCACGUACGUUGUUCGCGCGGCUUGUGUGGUUCACUUUCUUUUUUGUUGGUUGAAGGGAUGACGUCAAGCGUCUAACUCAUUAACAUAAUCGAACGAUCAUAGUGUUAGAUGACGUAGAUUAUCAAAACAUAACGUAGAGAUUGACACCGAGAGUUACGUGGUUUCCCCGUUCAGUAUGAACGAGACUAGUCCACGGCCGAAGCUAUCGUAUACUCUUAUUCAGCUUAGCUUCAACAGUCUGGUUACAAGCAUAUAUAUACAAGUCGUAUAACCCUAACCCUAGCUACUAAGCAUAUACGGCCAGCCCUAAGUCCUACGUACAUGCAUGUGGGCUACGGCCCAUGAAUACAUAAACAUAUAUCAC